AAUAAUUUUGUAGACAUGUAUUCCUUGCAUGAGAAUUACUAUCACCGAAAAUGUUAUUUCGAAAGGGAGCAGGUUCCCACUCAAAGCGUGAUGAAGAACAAAAUGCAAGUACCGCUUGCACAUGUUUACUUCAAGAGCAUGAAUUGGAACCUUAAAGUGCUAGCGGGCCUAGAGCCUGAAAUGAAAGGCGGUGGCCCUGAAUGGUACAUGCCCCCGGAUGAACUCCUCGCUUGCAGAGCUGUAUUACACCCUGUACAUCACGAUGUCCUGAAAAAAUUAAGUCACGAAGGCAUCUAUCUCUAUGGACAGGCAGUUUUACAGAAAUAUUACAAAUCCUUACAAAAAGAAAAAGAACAAGCACUACAUAAAAACGACCUUAAGUGGAAGAAAGCUAUAGAAGACAGUAAUCGACGUCAAUAUGAUAAAUCUUCUAAGAGUGAAGCUUUUUUUAACUCCUCGAAAAUAAAACUCGCGUUCCAUGAAUUCGAAAUGUUAUACCGGACGGCCACUACUAAUGUAGAAACGUUAAUUUUCGAUUCAGCAAUACAAGAAAUAGAAAGAGUCCAAGAGGAGGCAUACCAAAAAAUGAGGAAAAAGUUUGAAAAAUUAGUUCAUCAACAAGCUACCAUGCUUUACGAUAAAUACAGUGAUAUGUUGUUGAGAGAGAAAGUGAGGCUUAAAGGUCAGUUUGUGAAAGAUGUGGACACAAUACAUACAGAGACGGCCAAUCAGCUACACGAUAUCAAUGUGGAGAAACACGUGGCUGUAGAGAAACUCAGACAGUAUCUCGAGUGUCAGAACUUAGCGUGUCAAAUAUACGUCGCCCUAAAAGAGCGAGAUGCGUGUAAAAAGGAAUUGGAACUUUCAAAAUACGAGCACGAUAAAAAAAUUAAAGAAAUGACAAGAGAACUUGAAAUGAAAACCUUCGAAAUCCAACAUGAACGAGAGGAAGAAAUAAAACGUCGACAGUUUAAUGUUAUCUGGAGAAAUAAAGUAUGUCACGUGGUAAAGAAAUUCCAAAUGUUCGUGGAGUACUGCCUAAAGCUUGUACCGCAGCAUGCAGAAUUCUUCACAAACAUGGAAAAAUUAAUGCUUUUGCAGUUGAAUGAAGCGAUUGAUAAUCCAAGCACAGAGAGCAUAAUUGAAACAACAAUUGAACAUCCCGUUUUGAUACCAAAGCCACAUCCAUUCUUCUUAUGCUGUGACAGGGGAUUCAAGCCGAAGGUCGACGAAACGCUCUGCCCUAACCACUGCACGUCUAGUGCUUCUCAGUUUCCCGUCAUAGUAGUCAACAAGAGGUUUCUCUAUGCCGCCUGCGACAAUUUCCAAAUGUAUAGUGAGAAAAUUAAUGACUUCAUUGUAGGCAAUCGUGGAGAUCCCUUCGACUUAGAGGACGACCACGACUAUACUUACGACGUACCCUUCAAAUACACAGCUGACACUGCAAUUAAAGAGUUGAAACUAGAAAGUUCGCUGAUGCAAGUGUUACAGCAAGAGGUGGCUAAUAUCAAAAAAGUACCGCUUGAAUGCUGCGUUUGUAAAAUACCCAACUGCUUCUGUAGUCCGAUACGCCAGUCAAGGGUAUCCCUGCCUCCCAUGAUGCCUGUAACACCAGAGGAACCUCCACCUGAAGGGAAAAAAAUAGAACCAAGAAGUGAAGAGUUAAAAGUACACCGUGAACCGAAAUGGCAAAGUUACAUGGAGUACGUCCUUCCUAAGCGAUGUAAAUGCUCUAAAAGGGCCAAGAAACAUCUCAACGAAAAUUUGCCUCCGUAUAUGAAAAAUAUGUCCCCUUAUGACGUGCCCGACUUGCCUAACUACGAGCCGUGCGACUUAGAAGAUAUUAAACGAUUAGUGAAGCAGACUAGGAGCAAUUACCAGAAACAAGAAGUUGUUGAUAUUCCUGAUAAGGAAGUAUCUCCCAAGACAAGGGAUAUGGGUACACAGUGGUCAGACCACGACUUCGAUGUCUUAUGCACUUGCUUCUCUGAGUCCGAGCUUGCAAAGGUGUUGGAUAACGUGGUGAGAGACUCGAUGUUGUUUGACCCUGACAAAGUCAGAGAGAGAUGCUCCGUAAUAUGUCUUAGCGCAAGUUCUUCGGACAUGGGCAAAACUGCAAGUACGUUCGCAACUGACAGAGCAUAUUCCCUGAGAAAGCUUUUGAACAAAGAUUCUGAAUUAGAGCAACUCUUCAUGAAGAAAUCCUGUGACAAAUUAUAGAAUGGAUUCAACCCUAUAGAGAUAACAUAAAAACAUUGAUAUUGAAAUCUUGUUAUAAAUUAAAUCACUUAUUAACUAAAUUUAU
Molecule: messenger RNA, 2305 nt
Organism: Hyposmocoma kahamanoa
Lineage: Eukaryota; Metazoa; Arthropoda; Insecta; Lepidoptera; Cosmopterigidae
Exons: 1
Coding region: 16-2220 (734 amino acids)
Source: RefSeq, a predicted model, not a curated record